This is a messenger RNA of Epinephelus fuscoguttatus (brown-marbled grouper), 4404 nucleotides long. It is a transcript of the gene rsph14, whose product is annotated as radial spoke head 14 homolog. Gene Ontology annotation, molecular function: protein binding. Bases 2780 to 3847 code for a protein of 355 amino acids. The record is from RefSeq and is a predicted model, not a curated record. The transcript has 7 exons. Lineage: Eukaryota; Metazoa; Chordata; Actinopteri; Perciformes; Serranidae.
GUAUUAUUUUAAUUAGUGAGCGUGCGUCUGAUCACGGGAGCAGACAGGAGGUUAAAUAAAACUCUUCAGACAGACGAACAGUAACUCAUGUCAUACGCAUCCACGUUUAGCCUCAAUGACACGACGCAGACGGGUUAUUUUGAGGUGUUGCAGGCAGUGUGUCAGACCUCACAGGACACCGUAGUGUUUGAAAUGAAUUAAUCAAUUACUCGAUCAAAUGAAAACUAAUCAGCAACUGUUUAAAUGAUCAAUUAAUGGUUUAGGUUUUAUUUCAAGCAAAAAUGCCCAAACUGAUAAUUCCAGGUUCUCAAAUGUGAGGAUUUGCUGCGUUCACUGGUUUUAUGUUGUCGUAAAUUUAAUGUUUCUGGAUUUGGAAAUGUUGGUUGGACAAAAUGAUGAAGUCAUUUCAGCUCCUGGAUCUUGUAACAGGCUUUUCUCAAUGUUUAAUUAAGAAAAUCGAGAAAAUAAUCUACAGAUUAAUCAGUAAGGAACGUCAUCGUGAGCUGCUGCCCUACAAAUAUUGCUAAACAUGGUUAACAGGAAAUUUCAAGGUCUGCUUCUGUUCUAUCGUAGGGUCGGACUAAUUUAAACGAGUUCACUUUCAGUCAAUUAUUCUGUCUGUAAAAUGUCUGAAAACAGAGAAAAAUGAUCCCGGAGUGCAAGGUGACGUCUCCAAAAACUAUUUUUGUAUUUGGCACAGUCAAAAAUCCAAAUAUAUGAAAUUUUACGAUGAUAUUUUAAAAAAGAGAAGAGCAGGAAAUCCUCACAAUACUGAGUUCCUGUCAGUGGCGUUUCUGCAAUUAUUACUGCAUUGACCCUGAACAACAUCACCAGGAGACACGUAUAAAGCUCAGAGCUUUACAAGAGCUGUAUAAUGUUUAAUACCAACAUUAUUGAUUUAUCUUUAUCAAAAUGAAAAGGUGAUCAAAGUUUACAGUCCUGCAGAGUGCAUGAUGUCCAUUCAUCUUUUAAUACAGACGUUUAAAGACUUCACUUUGGAUUCUGUUUAGAGAGGAUGAUGACUGUUGAUUACAUGAGCUGGUGAACCCUGUAACACCAAACACCCACUGCUGCCAUUAUUGUUUUACAGUUUUUAAACUUACCUUUUUUAGUUAAACAUGUACGUACCAUCUGUGUCACUGUCCUACAUGUUGUAUAUAAUGUAUAUGUCUACAUGCACAUACUGUACAUUAUCAUUCAGAUAUGUUUAUCCAUUCACUAUUUAUUUCUUUGCAAUAUUUGCAUAGAUAAAAACUUAAAGAAAACUUGCCUUGUAGAACAUUUUUUUUUUAUUUAACUGUUGGCCACUGGUGCUGCAUAUACAUAUAUUAAUAUGUUACAUAUGAUUUUUGAUGAUUAACACGUCAGUAUUGGUUGUAGCGACUGCAGGAAACACUACAGUGGCUGAGAGGCCGAGGCUGGGCCUGCUUAACUAUUAACACUAUUUAAAAUAUAAAAGUGACGCACACCAAAAAAUAUAAUGACUUAAUGAAUUAUAAUGAAUUAUAAUGUGCCACACUCUGGCUCCAUUUGCUUUUCUUCUAUUUCUACGCGUUAUGUUUCGGCCUUUGGGCCUUCUUCAAGAUCAACAAGCAAGAUCAACACCUUCUUACAGAAGGCCCGGAGGCUGAAACGUCAUCGAAAUAUAAGAAAUGCACAUAGAACCAAAGUGUGCGACACCUGUAUUCUACAAUUGUAACUUGUCUGACACACCAAAAAAAAAGAUUUGCUGCGACCACGAACGAGGACAACAGGUCUAAGUCAAGUAGAAUGAAAAUAAGGUCAAGUUAACCCAAAAUGUGAUGUCCUCACAUGAGGUCACAGGGUGUCAGAAGGAUAAUACAGACACUGAAAAGUACUGUAUUUCAUGUCUCCAUCUGCUGGUGGGCCAUCACGAUAAGAGUUUAUACAUAUAAUAUGAUGUUAAUUCACUACAGGAGUCUUUAUGAUUGCUAAAAUUAAGUGGAGAAAAAAGUGGAUAUAUUGAUAUCGGCCAAAUGAGUUGUUAUAUACUGGGAUAUCGUCAAAAAAUCUAAUAUCGUGCAUCCCUAGUUUUACCACAUACAUAUGCACAUCUUUAGUCCUGUUAAUUCUUUAUCUUUAUAUUUCCAGCUUUAUGGUUCCUGUUUUUAUUUGUUAUGUCUAUUUUAGUGUGUGUACAUGAAAGCAAUGUGAUAAAAGGGAUCCAGUUCCUGACAUGUGUACAAAUGGUGGCUGAUAAAGGUGAUUCUGACACCAAUAUUAUUUUGUUCCUCCCUAAAUACAUAUUGUUACUCAGUUCACUGGUUUUUUUGUUCAUCCAGGAUUAGAAAUUAGCACCAGUCACAAGACAAAUGCCAGGAGAACAUACAAGUGGCUGCUAGACUAGCUUCAUCCUCCAGCCAAAAAAAAAGAAGGUAAUCUGGAACCCUAGACUAAAAAGUUAACUCCCAUCCUGCUAAUAUGGGAUUAUUUACCCCAAAUACAACUCAUUCAGUGCCUGAGGCUUUCAGUCUUUGUCUUGCAUUCAUUCUGUUCACAAGGAACCAAAAUUAAUCAUCACCACAUUCAUUAGAUGAUCACCUGCAGCCUCUCUGUGACAUUAUUUAAACCUGUUAUAUGUUGUGACGACAUUUUAAAGGUCGAUGAUGCAGGAAAGCCACCGGACGAGUUAUCUUCAUGGUGCAACAACCCUGAAGUGACGUCUGAAAGCUGAGAGGCUUGUCAGGCAACCGUACUUUGCAGUUUGGCUAACUCACCAACAAACCCGGUUGACUCUGUAACUUUAACCCGAGGAGCGAUGUCCGGUCCUGUGACGGACACGAGCCGGGCUCCGGUGGCCUUCGGCCUGCGGGCCGUCCCUCAGCUGUUUGAGGAGCUGCAGCAGCAGGAGGUGGGGAGGAAGAGGAGGAGGAGGAGGCAGCGGGCCCUGAACUCACUCUGUGACCUGAUGCACGACCCGGAGAGGAUCUACCAGGCCGUUACCGGAGGUUUUCUGGAGCAGUUGAAGGUUUUGUUUGAGGAUGAAGAUCCAUCAGUCAGGACAAAAACCUGUGAGCUGCUUCACCUGCUGAGCGCCCACAGCAUCGGCAGACAGGCCCUGCUCUCCUCCUCCCUCCUCCCUGCUCUGUCUCAGCUGUUGGACGACUCCUCGUCCUCCUGCAGGCUGAACGCCCUCCGAGUGUUGCACCGCCUCACUCUGCUGCCUGCAGGUGCAGAAGCUCUCCUGACUCUGGUUCCUACACUGAUGCUGAAGCUCAGAGAGGUGAAGGAGGAGGAGGAAGAGGAGGUGCAGGUGCAGGUGCUGCUCCUCUCCACCCUCAGCUCCUGCUCCAGGCUGGACCCUCGACCGGCUCUGGCCUCUGACGGUGUCUCUGUGCUGGGCCACAAACUCUCCCACCGCUCCCCGAACAUCCGCAGAGAAGCGGCUGCCGCCAUGAUGGCCCUCAGUGUUUGUGAUGACGGGAAGCGGCGGGUGUGUGAGGAGGCGGUACUUCCUGCCGUGGUCAACCUGCUGCAGGACGACGACGUCGAGGUUCAGGCCUACGCUGCAGGAGUCAUCAUGUACACCGUCAUCAUCAUCACAGGUAAGCAGCGGUGUCUGGAUCUGAACGUCGUCCCCGUCCUCCUCGCCCUGGUGUCCAACAGUGAAGAGGAGGAGGAGGAUAAGGAGAGGAGGAAGAGGAGGAAGGCCCUCGUCAUGUACUCCCUGCGGGCUCUGACCGCGCUGGCUGAAGCUCCGGAUGGCCGCCGCCUCCUGCUGGAGCAGCUCCCCCUGCUGGUGAGGAGGAGCGAGGCUGCAGAGGAGGACCAGGACAUCCGGCGGGCCGCUCAGACCGCCGUCAGGGUCGUCACCUGGACUCCCUGAGAGGACGGAGACAGAACUGCGGGGUCAACAUCAGCUGAUCACAGAAUAAAUACUGUAAAUAUUCUGAUUAAUUGAAUAAUCAUUUUAUUAGUAGUAGUAUCAAUUACAUUUUACAGGAUGUGUGUAAUGUAAAUAUUCAUGAUUAUUAUUAUAUUAUCUUCACCACAUGAGGAGCAGUGUGGAGCUGAAAAUGGAGCUGAAAAUGGAAACGGAAUUUUUUUGCCAGUUAUAAUCACGUUUUUAACAAAUAAUGCAACAUUUAGGAAGAAUGACGUUUCCUGUUUACAUUUUUUUAAAUAUAAAAAUCUCUACUGACAUUAUUUAUUUUAAUUUAUUUCAUUUGGAUCAUCAGCAGUGAUCUCGUGUCCCCCACAGAAAAACAACAACAAUAAAAAUGAACAGUUUAAAAUCACACAGCAUCAAUAAAACAAGAAAAGACAACAUGUGUAAAACUUACUGACAGUGAAAUGAAAAUAUUGACACCAAAUAUAAUUAUUAAUUGUAUUUUUUAUAAUAAGAAAUGACACGGAUUUUAUCUGAACAACAAAAAGUUGAAU